CCCAGAUUUGACGUUCUCGGUGUUGUGGCAGUGAACCCUACGUCAACAGCGUUUGGGUUCCUGUUUGUGUGAGAGGACAUUUAAAUGGCCACAGCGUGAAACAGUGGAGCUCCGUAAUAACGCAUUUAUUCAGGCAAACAGCGUACCGGUCUGCACGCGGGACCUUACCUCUGCGUCAAAACCGCUCGGGUUUUUCCGCAGAUCUGUGAAAAUGAGCGACGAAGAGGACUUUAUGCAGAAAGCCCGAACCAGGUUCGAUGAACUGUGCCGAGCCUUGAACAUGGACGAAGAGGCGAGUACCGAAGCAUGGAGGAGCUACGAGAACAUCAGCAGGAACUUCACCCUGGAGGGCAGCGAGCUGCAUUGGCUGGCCUGUGCCCUGUACGUGGCCUGCAGGUCUUCAGUGCCGACUGUAGGGAAAGGUACCGCUGAGGGGAACUACGUCUCCCUGACCAGGAUCCUGCGCUGCUCAGAAAUGAGCCUGAUGGAGUUCUUCAGCAAGCUGAAGAAGUGGCAGGACAUGGCCAACCUGCCACAGGACUUCCGCCGGAGCACGGACAAGUUGGAGCGGAACUUCACAGUGUCGGCCGUCAUCUUCAAGAAGUACGUCCCCAUCUUCAAAUCCAUCUUCAAGGCCCCAUCGGAGGAGCCAGCGCGGGUUCACCGCAGCCGAAAACAGAGGCGCCAUCCCUGCACUGUGACCGAAGUCUUCAACUUCUGCUGGGUGCUGUUCGUUCACGCUAAAGGGAACUUCCCCAUGAUCAGCGACGACCUGGUGAACUCGUACCACCUGCUGCUGUGUGCCUUCGACCUCGUCCUCACCAACGCACUGCUGUGCAACGCCAGGAAAGAACUGCUCAACCCUGAGUUUAAAGGUCUCCCAGAGGACUUCAGAAACAAGGAUUUCAGGCCAUCUGGAGGUCCUUUCUGUUUUGUCCAGCAGCUCUGUGAGCUGCAUGAUGGCCUAGUGUUAGAGGCUAAAGGAGUCAAAGAGCAUUUUUGGAAGCCUUUCAUCAGGAAGCUCUUCCAUAAGCGGAUUCUCAGAGGAAAGGAAGACAGUCUGACUGGUUUUCUGGAUCCUAUGAACUUUGGAGACAGUUUCCUGUCGCUCAGUCGCCUCUAUGAGGAACAUGUUCUGGCUACGGGGAGCCUGGAUGAGAGAAUCUUCACUGGAGAGGGGGCAAAUGACAACAUCGGGACCCCUGGGCCGUGCCUGUGUGAAGGGAUGGAGAACCAGGACAGUAACGCCUACAGACUGAGCACAAACCUCACCGCCUCGGUUCUGAAGGUAUCCACUCCUCUGACGGGGAGGAAGUACAUCCCGGAGGUCCGACUGUCUUCCCCGCUGUCAUGGGCCAUGAAGAGCGUGGGCCGUCUGCACACUCUGCUGUCAGGCACCAAACACGGGCCGAGCGCCAAGCUGGCUGAGAUUCUGAGAGGCUGCGCAAGAGACCCCAGUGAUGUCAUCAGGAAACGCCUGAAGGAAAUGUUUGACAUCUACUCUCAGCAUUACGAAGACAGUGGAGCUGAUGGCAAAGUUAUGGAAAAAGAGAUGGCAGUGAAGUAUUUCCACCUGGCGGAGGCGCUCUACUAUAGGAUCUUGGAGUCCAUCAUAGAGAGAGAGAAGAUGAUCCUGGGAGAUGCUGAUCUGUCGUGUAUUCUGGAGCAGGACAUCUUUCACCGCUCUCUGCUGGCCUGCUGCCUGGAGAUCGUCACCUUCUCCUACAGGCCUCCUGGAGACUUCCCCAACGUGAUCCACGUCUUCCGCCUACAGGCUUAUCAUUUCUACAAGGUGAUCGAGGUGUUGGUGCGCUCAGAGCAGGGUCUAUCCCGUGAGGUGGUGAAGCACCUGAACCAGGUGGAAGAGCAGGUUCUGGAGAGCCUGGCCUGGACCAGCGGCUCCCCGCUGUGGCAGAGCCUCCGUACGGCCAAAGUGCCUUCAUGUCAGGAGGUGAUGCCUCCUCAGUAUCUGGAGCAGAAUGAGGAAACGAGCACAGGAAGCGUUUCCCACACCCCCAUCAAGGCUGGAUCUGAUCUAAGAGCCAGCAGCAUCAUCAAAGGCGUGUCUCCCUCCCCCACCAGCCUGCAGGACAGGUACAGCUCCCCUCCCAGCGGAGGCUUCCGGCGCCGUCUGUUUGUAGACCCGGUGCAAGGCGAGCCCAGCGUCACCUCCACGCAGCAGAGCGCAAUCCCAAAGACGGGCAUCGUCACCGCCUUCCCAGCAGGACAGACCGUGUUCACCGUCACCACCAACAGCGGCCAGACCAUGACCAUACCUCUGCAGGGGAUAGCCAAUGAGAGUGGGAGCAUCACUCUGAUCCCCGUUCAGAUGAGUGGAGCCACACUGCAGCCGCUCUCUGCUCAGACUUUGACCGGCACCCUCGCCAUCCAGUCCCCCGUCACCAAACCAGCCGCCAAAGCCGCCAGCAGCUCGCUGAGGAAAGGUUCCCUCUCUCUGUUCUUCAGGAAGGUUUAUCACAUGGCCAGCGUUCGCCUCAGGGACCUCUGUGCCAAACUAGACAUCUCAUCAGAGCUGAGGAGGAGGAUCUGGACCUGUUUCGAGUAUUCAGUGGUCCACUGCACAGAGAUGAUGAACGACCGUCACCUGGACCAGCUGCUCAUGUGUGCCGUUUACGUCACAGCGAAGGUGAGUAAAGAGGACCGGUCCUUCCAGGACAUCAUGAGGUGCUACCGGACGCAGCCUCAGGCCAAGAGCCACGUGUACAGAAGCGUUUUGAUUUCAGGGAGGAGAAGGCCAGCCUUGGUUUCUGAUGACCCCAAGACACAGAGCUCAGCAGCCAACAGCAGCAAGGAUUCAGGUGGGAAGCAGCUCCCUGCUCCCUGCUCCAAAGAGGAAGAAGCUGGGGGAGACAUCAGCCCCGUUUCCCUCAGUUCCGGCAGCACCUUGCCAGCUCCUGGGACUGCCAAUACCCCCGGCCGGUGCUCGUCCUCCACUGGUGAGGGCGAGGAGGAGCGAGGGCACCUGAUCCUCUUCUACAACAACGUCUACAUCAAGAAUAUGAGAAACUUUGCUCUGAGAUACUCGCCCAGCUCGCCUUCUGCAGGGGCUGACACCCACCCUCUGUGUCCGUACCCGUCCUUGAGGACAGGCUCUCCUCGGCGGAUGCUGCUCUCCAGCAAACACUCCAUAUACAUCUCACCUCACAGGACUCCCUCCUCCCCGUCUCCGACUACGGGGGAUCGCAUUUCUUACUACAUCUGCACCAGCCCCCCCAACCGUCUCCAAGAAAUCAACAGCAUGAUCCGGACCGGAGAGACUCCCACCAGGAAGCGCAGCAUCCCCCUAGAUGAAGAGGCAUCGCCUAAACGGGUCUGUCCCGACAACCACACCAGCCUGCUGCGCCGCCUGCAGGAUAUCGCUAAUGAUCGCAGCUCCUCCCACUGAUAUCUUCACCAUGGCAACACAGCCAGAGACCCGGAUCCGCCUUCAGAGUUUUAGUGAUUCUGGUGCAAGGAGGAUGUUCCCGUUUUUGGUGUACGUCCCUGAUUCUGUUAAGUUUUUGAUUGAAACAUAAAAUAUUCUGUUUAGUAACAACAACAAAAACUGCAGAUUAUUUUUACCCCAUUUAAUUAUUUUAAUAACAGAUUAUAGCAGGUAUAGUUUUAUGCUGUUAAAGCAAACUUUAUAACGAGUCUCAUCCAGCAUCGUUUUUUUCAACGUGUGAUGUUUGUAAUUAUAGUUUUAAAGACAUUUUUCUGUUUUAAAUUAUGUGAUAAAAUAUUUUGAGUCUUUCUUAGGUUGUUUGUUUAUCAGCUGCAGCCACAAUCCAUGCAUUUCCUCACAUAAACAAAGGCCUGUAUGGAUUUAAUGGCUCUUUUACUCUUUGUGUUUUGGUUUAUUUGACAUCCGUUACCCAUUGGAAGCAGCUAAAGGAUUCUUUCAUUUUGUUCCAUUUAACUCAAAGUUUAUAGUCAGAACCGAUGGUUGGAGCAUAAAGUUUAAGUUAAGAUUUGGUCUCUGCUUUUAUCUGUCUGUCUGUUUAACCAGCUCAGCAUCACCUCCGCUGUUAGAGCAAAAAACAUGUAAAUAUUCUGUAUAUACAAAGAAAAGCUAUUUAAAAGAGGUGAUGUAAAAUAAGUGCCUUUUUUUUUAAUAUUUGACAAGUUUUCUGGAAUGUUCAACAACAAAAAAGUGUUUAAUAAAAGGCUCCAACUAACCUGA
This is a messenger RNA of Cyprinodon tularosa, 4183 nucleotides long. It is a transcript of the gene rbl2, whose product is annotated as retinoblastoma-like 2 (p130). The record is from RefSeq and is a predicted model, not a curated record. Gene Ontology annotation, biological process: cell differentiation; negative regulation of G1/S transition of mitotic cell cycle; regulation of transcription by RNA polymerase II. Gene Ontology annotation, molecular function: RNA polymerase II transcription regulatory region sequence-specific DNA binding. Bases 212 to 3406 code for a protein of 1064 amino acids. Gene Ontology annotation, cellular component: chromatin; transcription regulator complex; nucleus. Lineage: Eukaryota; Metazoa; Chordata; Actinopteri; Cyprinodontiformes; Cyprinodontidae. The transcript has 22 exons.